This is a messenger RNA of Truncatella angustata, 6273 nucleotides long. RefSeq names its product NACHT domain protein. NCBI's taxonomy places the organism in Eukaryota, Fungi, Ascomycota, Sordariomycetes, Amphisphaeriales, Sporocadaceae. Bases 1 to 6273 code for a protein of 2090 amino acids. The record is from RefSeq and is a predicted model, not a curated record. The transcript is spliced from 4 exons. Gene Ontology annotation, molecular function: protein binding.
AUGGCGCCUGCCGCACUCGUGUCCUCUGGCGUGCCAGCCAUGGCCUCAUCAUACAUGAGCUCCGAGGGGAGGUCAUUUUCCAGACAUGCCCUUGGUAUGCAGGAUAGUAGGUUCCCUAUGAAUAACGGUGGUCUUCGCGUGGUUUCUGGCAGGCACGCCAUGAGGAGCAGCUCCACAGUGGAUAAUUCGGCCAUAUCAAAUCUGGUAUACUCAUUGAAGAGGCGUAGCAGCAAUGAGCUGGGCUCCAACGCGUCUGCCAGGCUUCUCAAUGAGACUUACGACUCCAUCCGAGACUGGAUUGCUGCUCAGCGCAUGAGUCAUCUUCCCCCAGAGGGAAGCAGCUACGACAAGGUGCUUACGUGGACUCAACUAUUUGUCGAGAGGAUUGACUCCUUCGACCUGGCUAUUCAGGAAUUCUCCGGUGAUAGUUAUCUCGCAGCUCAGCUCGCAUACGGCUACUGUGCUAUGCUGCUUGAUUUAGGCAACGAGAACGCUCCAGCUUUAAUGAUCUCUUUCGGAUUCUUCUACGGAAUUUCCAUGAGUCUAGUCAACCUCUUGGAACGAACUGAGCUCUUUGGUGUUUCUCAGAACACUAGAGAGCAACUGGUGCUCGCUAUGUCGGAUUUGGUGACCUUGGUCGCCAGUGUCGCAAGCUAUUUCCACAAAGCCAUCCACGACGCGUCAACUACUUCCGUUUCGGUCAACAUAUAUAGCACAUUCUCGAACCAAAUCAAGGUCUUCAAUGAUCGCUGUGAGAGGAUUGCGGCGUUGAUGUGGCAACAUCAACUUCUGGUAGAAAACCUCAGCACAGAGGAAGCAUCGGAUAUCAAAUCUGUCGAGGCUUGGAUUGCCCCAGAAGACAGAGCGCUUACCAAUGUUGCUGUCGGGCUUUCACUCCUGGCACAUGAUCGUGAAGAGUUGACCUGCCUCUGGGUUGGUCCAUACUUGACUCGUUUCCUCAAGAGUCAAGACACGGUCCUCUCUAUUCAUGGCAAAGCCGGCUCUGGAAAGAGUAUUGUGGCUUCUGUCAUUGUAGACUACCUGCAGCGACCCAUAUCAGGUGUUCAUUACAAUGCCCUGUUCAUUCCUAUCAACAGUAGAAUAUCCGCGGAAACAUCAAGCCGUGCUAUUGCCAAGGCUAUCAUGUGCCAACUUUUCGAGAAGCGCAUCGGUAAUGUUGAGUUGCUGCACAUUUUAUAUGAUGCCUAUCAACGCAGCAACUUGGCCACCAGCAAUGAAGACUACGACAACAUUGUGUGGUCGGCGUUAGAGCGCGCACUUGCAGCUGCUUCACCCGGCGCAAGAGAGCUCAUCAUUGUUGUCGACGGUAUCGAUGAAGCCUCUUGUGGGGAGAAAGUCAUGUUUGAAAGGUUAAAUAAGGCUACUGCCCACGGCUCAAAUGUUAAGCUCAUCGUCUUGGGCACGGAACGUCAUCCCCGUUCCGUGGGGCUAUCCGAUGUUCAAAUCAAUGACGACUUGAUCUUUGAUGAUAUCGUCGCCGUGGUCAGGAGUCACUUUGACUCGGACAAUGAAUUUUCUACCAUGUCUGAAUUCGAACAGGAGUCCAUCAUCACAAGGAUCAGCGAAGCUUCUGAUGGUUCAUUCCUGUGGGCCAAGCUCGCCACCAAGCGUCUUCGUCGGGAGGUUGGGCUUGACAAGUUCCGCCACGCAGUGGAUGCGGUGGUGAAGGCCAAGCCAAGCAUUACUGAUUUUGUGCUCCGCAAUCUGCAGUCGUCCAGCAUGACUGAAGAUGCGAGACUCAUGCUCAUGUGGCUUUCCAUAGCACAGCGGCCCAUUUCCCCGAGGGAGCUCGGAUCAUUGCUUUCGAUUCAGCUGGACCAGGGCACAGUUUUGGAGAAGAGCUCUGACGUCUUGGCAACCUUGAGGCCUGCGCAAAAUCUUGUCUUUCUCCAGGAUGGGCUUCUUUACAUCCGACACGGAAUGAUUCGUUCAUCGCUGCACGAGUUGGUGGUCAGGGGACAGCUGGUCUCGACCGUGAAAGAUGCGCAUGCAGAUCUCGUCAGCCGAUUGUUGUUAUCCAUCAGAAGUGCUGUCAACGAGCAACGAAAGCCGACGAUCGGCGUUCUUGAUCACAACGAAACCAGCCAGUUCCUCCAUAAAUACCAGCUCCUUGAUUUCGCCGUUAGGCACUGGCCCUAUCAUCUCACGCAAACGACCGUGUUCAAGAAGGAAGGUAGCUCCGCCGCAGCCAAGGCAUUUUCCAGGUUUUAUCCCACCUCCACGACAGCAAUCCUUCUUCAGGCCAGUCUCUGGGAACACAGACCGAAGCCAUUGCUACUCGCUUAUCAAGCUAUAGUAACGGACGUCUAUCGCCACCUUUUCGGCACGAAGAGUCCUCUGACGUUGCAAUCAGUCAUUUUCCUUGCUAUUCUCCACCGCCAAGUGAAUAUGACCGACAAGGCAGCCGUCUUAUUCUUCGAGGCAGCUAUCAUGAGCAAAAAGCUCCUCGGCGCAGGCGAUUCCUUGACGAUGCAGAUGGCCGAUUGGUUCAUCGAGUUGACUAAUUCCAAUGUUACUGCCUCAAGAACUGACAUGAUGACCAAGAGGGAAGAAGUCCUCACCAUCCUUGUCGAAUGCUACAAGAGCCAAUUUGGUACCACGUCGACAAAAGUGGUUACUAUUCUCCGACAGCUAGCCGAGCAUUAUCAGAUGACCAAAGAGGAGCAGAAGAUCAAGCAAAUCAAUCUAUCUAUCAAUUCCAUCACAGCAGCCGGGCCUGAAGGUAUAUUAGUCGAAGGCGAGCACGACCUGCAGGUUCAGUUGAAGCAGAGAAGAGAUUCGACGGAGUCGUCGAGCGAAGUCUCGUUGCAUCUUGAUGUCAAAGAACAGGACGAGAUGAUCGAGAGUAUUGAAACGCUUGACCUCGAUCUAGGCAUGAAGCGCAUCGAGUCUGCCAUUUCGGAGCACAAGAUGGACGUGGCCGACCGAGUUUACGUCGAAGUCUGGCAGCGCACAAGCCGAGAAUAUCGUGAGCACCGGUCAGAGUCUUGUGCGGAAACACAUCUGAAAGCUGCACUUGGCUAUGCCAAAUUUCUGCAUAACCAGAAGCGCCCUGCCGAAGCUUCUGCCACCCUUAUCAGUACUUGGGAGGAUAUGCACCACGGAAGCGUGGCCUUUACAGAAGCAUCGAUUUCAGUACUCUUGCAAAUCGGCAGAGUGUUGAAGUCACUUGGUAACUUGACAGAGGCGCUGGCCGUUUUCAAGCACUGCUCUCAGCAUAGCGCAGAUGCAUCAGUGAGCAAGGACGUGCAGCAAAUCAUGCAUGCGACGUCCCAAGAGGUAUUGAAGUCAGCUGGUGCGUCGCACAUUACCACCUUUGAAACUACAUUAGAGGAGAUGCUCCUGGAAUCGUCAAGCUCAUUCACCUCGAUGGAUCAAACCACCUUCGCGGCGACGAAGAGUCUGGCAACCUUGUUCUUCUCGCAGCAUCGCUGGGUCGACGCAACCCACUUCCUGAAGAGGGUCCUCCGCGGAAUCUGGCCCUCGUUGUUUUCGGCUAGUGUCCAAGAUGUCUGUAUACCUAGACAGGACGUCGAAAGUUGUGUUGAGCUCGCUGGCCGGCUUGCAGAGUGCUACCGCACUCGCAGGCGGCAGAGCAAGGAAGAGGACAUUCGUGUACGAGUUCAUCGCGCUUUGAGAAUUGGUCGGAAGAUCGACGAUAAACUUCGUGAACAGUCGACAUCUGAGCUCCUGUCUUUCUACGAUCGUACUUCACAGGCCGAAGCGAUCAUCGCCAUUCGAGAAGAGAGGCUUGACGACUAUACUGAGCACCUUGGCGCCGAGCAUCCCACUGUCAUCAAGAUGCUUGGUGAUCUGGCGGAAUUGACCCGGCCUCGACCCAUUUUCAUCGAGUACUACCAAAGACUGAUUCGGAUCGUCAACAAAGAUUCCGACGUAAGCAAGGCGGAGGUCCUUCAGCCUGUGAUGAUCGUGGCUGCGGAGCUGUGGAGCAAAGGUCUGUUCUCUGACGCACUGCCAUACUACAGGGUGUUGUUUGCCACAUUCUUCAAGGCACCCAAAACGCGAUCCGUUUUUCAGGACUAUGACUUCGUCCGCGAAUCUUUUGAUCGAUACAUUCAAUGCUUGCGCAGUAUUCGCACGUCAUAUCCGGUUCUUCACGACAUCACGACUGAGUACCAUGCCCGCUGCAAGAUGCUCUACGGGGCUAGCGCCUCCAUUACCAUUCAGGCAGCCUUGAGCCUGGCGAGGCUUUGUCAGCAGUCAGAAAGCUGUGAGAAACAAGCCGUCGCCUUGUACGAGGAGCUCCGGAAGUUGGACUCAGUCGAGAUAGACCAGAAGGAGAUCACGAUUGUAUUAGACAGGAUCCAAGAAGAGGAGACCGCCCUCAUGAUCUCAUCGAGCUCAAAUUCAAUGUCCACAGAACAGAUCACGCGCGCUGUCACUGUGCUACAAAAGCAGAUAAACAAGACCCGCGAAGCGCAGGGUUGGGCGAAUGAAGAGUCCUUGUCCAGAUUGACUGAGCUUAUCGCGUUCUACAACAAGCAGCAGCAGAGCGACGCCGUCAUCCGCGAGCUCCAAGAGACCACCAGCCGUGUGCUGUCAACAGAGACCUCGUCAGUCCGGCUGAUGGCUGCUGCCUCGACCAUUGCCUCCAAUUAUCUUGCUUCCAAUCAGGUACAAAAGGUGACAGAACUCAGAGACGAGAUGUACAGGCAGGUUUUCUUGAAAGAGACUGGUAACAUCAAGCAGUCCCACUUUGAUGUGUCGUCGCGCGGUCGAGAAGUACUUGUCUUCUUGGCCCAGCUGGAGUUUAGUCUUCGUCGUAAUUCCGCGACUCUGGCCGAGACACUCGCUGCAUUAAACAUGCAGUAUGUGUACUUCAGCGAAUUCAACGGUCUCAUCCGAAGCAACUCCAGCAACUUCAAGGAUGUAGCGUCGGCCACAGCAAGGCUGCAUCACUAUCUGUUGGCUUGUGGCAAGCAUGCGACUGCCGCGUCUGUGUUUGAUCGUUUUGACAAGUGGUUCGCCGAAGUUGAAGUCAAGCGAACAGCUUUCAAAGCACAGCCUUCACCACAGACGAAGCUUUUCCUUCACAGCAUCUUGAACCAUUUCAAAGAUCACAAGUCUAACGACAUGGUCCGGUCCGUGGGCAUCAUAGGAAACGCGCAGGCUGACCAACUCCUAAAGGGGCGCCGGUACGAAGAGGCUUCUGACCUGGCUCUCAUGUGUUUCACUUACGUGUCAGCACACAAAUCAUACCGCACAACGAAGAUGACCAAGCUCAUGUUAAUCAUGGGCAUGUCCAUCGGUGGUGGGAUGGCCAAGGCCGACACGGCAGCGCGCAAAAAACUUCUUCAAACCUCGCAAAUCAUUAUCCAGGACGUUUUGCGUGUCAUGGGAGAACUGAAGAUCAACUUGGCGCAGAUGGCCCUGAAGCAUCUCAACCAGUUGAUCAAGCUCCUGGGCGAGCAGCAGGAUUACACGACAUUGGCCUCGCUGCUAACCACUCUUUGGAACAGCCGCGAGGUGCAAACCGACUGGCCUCCUAACGUGACAUUUGUCCUUGCUCGCCGCUUUAUUUUGGCGCGCUACAUGGUCGGUGAUACCAUGGCAGCACUACGCAUGACUGAGCACAUUGUAUACAACUGCAGGCGCGUGCACGGUCUACGCCACCCUGCCACGCUGGAGAUGUCCAUACUGCUAUCCCAACUGUACUCCAGUAUCGCUCGGAAAUAUCAGCAUGGCCCGGGAAAUGGUCAAGAUGGGUCUGCUGGGCUCGGAGACAUGGCAAAUCGCUACUACAAGAAAAGCGCUGCUAUCCAUGAAAGUGUGCUACGCGUCUUCAGCGAUCCAAGCUACGCUAGCGUGGCUGGAGGGGCGCUAGUGGAUAGCUGCUAUAGUGAUCGAAGAGCAAGCGGCUCCUUCAUUGGUGGCGGCUCUGAAUCACCACCGCCAUUGCUCGCCCUUGCAGGCGACCUCUUUGCAGAUGGAAACCAAACAGACCAGUCAGACGGUCAGCGGGUCCGUCAGCAUUUGCAUCUCCUCAAGCUUGCUCUUGAACGGCUUGGUGACUAUCCAAAGGACUACUCCGAAUAUGAACACUUGAACGCUGAUGUGUUUCGGGAAUUUCUUGAGGAUUUGGAUGGAGUCGAAGGAGUUGAGAAGUGGAAUAUCAAAAAGUUUGGCGGUGGUAAAGCUGAAGCAGACGAUGAUUUGGUGAAGCCAGAUGACAUCAAAAUCUGGGAGAUAGUUCAUGACGUCGUACGAGAAGAUGCGGAAAAGGAGCUGUAG